Branchiostoma belcheri (Belcher's lancelet) is the source of this 5070-nucleotide messenger RNA. RefSeq names its product rho GTPase-activating protein 7-like. Gene Ontology annotation, molecular function: GTPase activator activity; lipid binding. Gene Ontology annotation, biological process: regulation of Rho protein signal transduction; actin cytoskeleton organization; signal transduction. The record is from RefSeq and is a predicted model, not a curated record. Lineage: Eukaryota; Metazoa; Chordata; Leptocardii; Amphioxiformes; Branchiostomatidae. The coding region runs from base 664 to 3726 and encodes 1020 amino acids. The transcript has 15 exons.
UCUAUUGGUUCCAGGUACGUCUUUGUUAGAUAGUUGUUAUUGAGAAUAAACACCCACUGCAAGUGUUUGGUUAUAGCUCACUGUUGAAUGGCAGAACAGAAUAAGAACUUAACGGGUGGCCAGCACAACAGCCAGGGUCCUGACUCCUACGUCAGACAAUGCGUUUGUCAACAGUUCCCACCAUAUUACAUGUCCACAGCACAUUUCCCAACCUAUAAGGUAGCCAUUUUCUGGCUAGACUGACAGUCGCGCUUUGAAGGGUUGCCGUGUUGCUAUUACAUUAGUAACCUUGCACCCGCCGCUCGCCAUUGAAAAUUCCUUCGCUGCACCCUUCAUCCUUUUGUACACAACUUGCGAAUACACACACACCUCCGUUCUCACGGCUCAGAGGGAUCAUCGUUUCAGAAAACAAACAGUCCACAAUGGACUGGGCCGACACAAGAGGAAGGUACCUGCUGUUUAUUACAGUAGUAUGUGGUAGGAAGCACGGGGACACACACGUACACGGCACAGCGGCAGCACACAUCGUGAACUGUCUUAUUUGGUGUUUCGUGCGAGGAAAGGAUUUCUAGAGUUGACAGAAGUGUACAGCCUACUACAGAACUUGAAGCUAUAGAAGCUUGCAAGUGGCUGCGGGACUGUGGGUUUCCCCAGUAUGCUCAGAUGUACGAAGAUUCCUGCUUUCCUGUGGACAUAACAUCAGUGGAAACUGAUCACGACUUCCUUGACAGAGACUCUAUACAGUCAUUGAUUCGACGACUUCGGACCCUGAACAGGUGUGCCAGCAUGAGGAUUGAAGCUCCACGACCACAAGUGGUGGAUGACUCUGAUGAAGAAGACCAGUGUGCCAUCAGUAACAAGUGGAAGUUCCAGCGUGUCAGUCGGCGAUGGUCUCGCCUGGAGGACUUCCCCCAGGUACCAGAAGUCACAGUGGACCUGGUGCCUGUCCAGACUUCAGACAUUCCCACCCAGCUGACCACAUCGUACAGUAGUUAUGACAGUGUACUCACUGAUAGUAGUGAUAGAGGGGAGAGCUACAGCUACACUAGUGCCAGCAGUUUUGAUAGCCAGACAGGGGGCUACCUGCGCAGCCCCUGCAUCAGUAGGAAGUCAUCCCGACCUGUGUCCAGCCAGAACACCAAAUCACCACACACAGACGUGCCUGGACUACUUCCAGUUACGAUAGAAAUUGAGCCGGGUGAGCCAAAAGCGCCCCUACCAAAUGACCACAGCAGGGACCACCGGGGAGUGAAGGGACUCCUGAAAAGGAUGGACACGUUGAGACGAAAGCGUAGUCGGAGUUCCAGCAGGAAGAGGAUACAUAGUAAGGACCGUGUUGUCAUCAGCGGGCCAGUGCUUCAGGAGAGCACCGUGAACCAAGUCAGGAUGGACCGGCUGAACUGUGUGGACGUCAGGAAGACUGAUGAGAAUUCCAACGUGCAGGGUAGGGUCGUACCAGGUGAGGUGGUCAGGAGACAGGCGGCCAGCCCUCACUCAAGGAGCAGACGUGAAGGCUGUGUUUUUGAUGAUGACAUCCUGAACAGUUUGAAAACUACAACUGCCAAAUACAGCCCCAACACGUACAACAGAAGAAAUGAGUCGAUUUCUCGCCGCGAAGGUUUCAACAGAGGCAGUGUUGUUCGAAACGGUUGCAUUUCCACGUCCUGCGGGAGCAUGUUGAACUACCACACUGGGAGCUUUAACCUGGGCAGUGGUACAUGCAGGGACGUGUGGCGCCCAGUCAUAAGGAGACAAACCUCAGAAGACUCUCUAGCGACACAUAGUAUCUACGACAACGUUCCCACAUCAUCAUUGGACACUGCGGGAGACAUUGCAGCACCACAGGAUAAGGUGGCUGCCGUGGAGGAGAUCCUGCAGAGCAUCAGCGGACUGAGUCAGGAGAUCAUGUCAAUGAGUUUGUCAGACUUUGACGAGGACGGCAGCCAUAACCCGGGCAGCGCCCCUCCCACGCUGUCCCCCCUGCACCAGCAGGUCCAGCUGGAGAUACAGGACAGGCCAGCCCUGCCGGACAGCGACAUGGGCACGUCCAGUUCCUGGGACGAGCUGGACGAGCGAAGGGGAGUCACACAGAAAGCAAAGGACUCAGGAACCUGCUUGAACAAGCUUGCUGUAGGCAGGCGUUCCCGGGUGCGCUGGCACAGUUUCCAGAAGUCUGGGCGCCCCGCCCUGCAGGCCCAGCCUCUCCAGGUCCACAUCCUGUCAGCAGGGCAGCUUCUCGUCCUGCGCAAACUGUCGCUCCUCAAGCUCACCGCUCUGAUGGAGAGAUACUCUCCCUCCAACCGCAGCGGCUGGAACUGGGCAAUGCCUCGUUUCAUGAAAAGAAUACGAGCCCCUGAGUAUAAAGAUAAAGCAGUGUUUGGGAUCCCACUGCUACAUGUGCUGCAGCAUACAGGCCAGCCUCUCCCACAGUCCAUCAUCUAUGCCAUGGACUACUUGCGCAGGACAGCCCUGGACCAGGUCGGCCUCUUCCGUAAGUCUGGGGCACGCUCGCGCAUCCAGGCCCUGAAGCGCAUGAACGAAACCAACCCAGACAGCCUGAGCUACGAAGGCAUGAUGUGCUAUGAUGUUGCAGACAUGUUGAAGCAGUACUUCCGUGAAUUGCCAGAACCGCUGCUCACAAACAAGCUGUCGGAGACUUUCAUCAGCAUCUUUACACGUCUCCCCAUGGAUCUGCGUCUGCAGGCCAUGCAGGCUGCCGUCAUGCUCAUGCCGGACGAGAACCGGGAAGUCCUGCAGACCCUCCUGCUCUUCCUCUGUGAAGUGGCCAAGAAUGUGGAGAAGAACCAGAUGACACCGUAUAACCUGGCCGUGUGCUUUGCGCCGUCUCUGUUCCACAUCGCUGGACCACGCCGCGGCGAUCACGCCCUCACCAGGCGCCACCGCUCCGGACGGCCCAACGAGAGAGAGCUAAGUGAGAACGUGGCAACCCAUGAAUGCCUCGCAAUGAUGAUUACAGAAUGCCAGGAACUCUUCCAGGUCCCAGAAGACACCAUGAUGCAAUGCCGGUUCACCUACAUGGAGCAGGGAGACCCUGUCACACUGGACCAGCUGGGCAGGAAGAAGUUUGAUGAGAGCUCUGAUUGGCAUAACUACAUCGAGAACUGCAUUCAGGGGCUGCUGAAGGAAUCCCGAGACAAGUUUCGGGGCUGGGUGUCUGUCUCUUGCCCAAAUGAUGUGGAACUAACCUACAAGAAGGUUGGUGAUGGCCACCCUCUCCGACUGUGGAAGUGUGCGGUGGAAGUGGAGGCUCCACCGGUGGAACUGCUCAACAGGGUGCUGAGAGAAAGACACCUCUGGGACGAGGACCUGAUGAAAUGGCGUGUUGUUGAGAAGCUGGACCGGCAGACCGAGGUUUUCCAGUUCGUCACCAACUCCAUGGCCCCCCACCCCACACGGGACUUCUGCACCCUUCGGUCAUGGCGGACCGACCUGCCGCACGACGCCUGCGUACUGGUGGAAACUUCGGUGGAACACCAGGAGGCCGACAUCAUGGGAGGAGUACGCGGGACGGUGCUGGCAUCACGAUAUCUCAUCGAGCCGUGUGGAUCCGGGAAGUCCAGACUCAUACACAUUGUCAGAAUAGACGAAAGGGGGCGCUCUCCGGAGUGGUACAACAGGGCGUACGGCCACAUCUGCGCCGCUCACGUGGGACAGAUACGAGACUCCUUCAAGCAUUCAAACGAGGGACCAGAAACAAAAGUCUAAAGAAUCAAAGGACCAGACGUAUUGAGGACUAGUCCAUAGAGCACGUUGGCAGAACAUACUGCCUGUGUGAAACCUGUAAUGUAUUGUGCAUCGCACUUCGGCAGAACGUCUCACAUCAGGUUGUAUUCGCACAUUCGGUCAACAUCCCGUCUAUAGUUUCAAACUGUUGGGUUGGAAAAGAUAUCGUCUGCAACAGGCAAAAUUCUGAUGCAACGUUGACCAAACAUCCAACGAAAACCGUGAAACAUCAGAGUUUGCACAGGCGCAGUACGUUCUGCCGACAUGCGAGUUUAGACAAUUUUGUACACAUGACUGAUGAGCCUUGUACAUAAUGAUUUCUUGGUACAUGUGACAGUGCCAGAUGUACUGAGGAUUGACGAUAAGCCAUAGUGGUGAAAUGCAAUAAUAUGUAAGUAGUAUCGUAUAUAUCUGGUUCUCAGACAGUAUUAUAUUAUAUGUGUACAGAUAUAUUACUGACAAUGGAGUUCAGUGGAGAUUUGAAGCAUAUUUGUAUUAUGCAGUCAGGGCAUACAUUCCAAAAAUGGACUUCUAUGACUUAUUCCAGAGUCUGAGACAUAAGACAGGUACUCUGCACAUGUAGUACAGACUUGCCUUACGUAAAGCUGACAUUAUUACUUAGUUAGUUAACCAUAGUUGAUUAUUAUUAACAAUGCAGUAUGUGUUGUCCACUACACUGCAGAUGGUGUCAGAACAAUGACGACUCCCAAAUUUGUGUAUAUAUUGGGUCAGAGAAGAGAGUAAUAUUUAUAUUUGAAGGAGUAUUUUUUGCUUCUGAUUUUUUUCUGUCUUUUUCCACUUAUUUAUUGUUUCUCAAAUACCUCAUGGCAUUUUAAACCUCUGUGUACAGUAUUUUAUUUCCACGUAUUAUAAAUAAGUCAAGCCUGAAAGUCAGGAGUGUAAUUCAUCUAACACACGAUUUUGUUCUUGACGAGAAUGCACAUGUUAUGCUAAUUCUUCAUUUCCCCACCUCAAGUGUAGGAUGGUUUCUAUCCUGUAUGCUUGGGUGGCUACUUCUUACCUGUAGUACACAGAAUGAUGGUCUAGUGAUACCGAUGUACCUCUGAAGCACACGUCAGAUAAGUUUCUGUAAACCUGUCAGCUGGAAGACUUUCCAAACUGUGAACAAUAUAAGACUGUGCUACACCGUAGUGUGCUCACCUUAGAACUGAACCAUGAACUCAUGCGAGCACAGAAGUUGAUUUCAGAGACAGAUUUAUGAAGAAUAAUAAAAAAGCAAUAGGCAAGAAGGUAAAUAUGUAGUAUCUCUGUCUUUUCGCUAUCUCACACCAUAAGUUAAUGGAAAUAAAGAAGUAUUGGCAUAAA